AUGAUCCCUAUCCUUGUUGGGAUGAUGCUCGGCCUCUUCCUUCAGGGAAUUGGCACUACAACGUUCGGCUACUACGCCCCCUUCAUGAUCUUCGCUUCCGUGUGCAUGCCAGUUGCCUCGGGUUUAAUGACAACAUACAAUCUACACUCGUCCCUAGCAAAGAUCAUCCUAUAUUCCGGGCUUGUAGGGUUCAGUGGCGGCAUCGGCUUCCAAGGGCCCCAAGCAGCUAUGCAGACAACCUUGAAUACCGCAGAUGUCAACAUUGGGAUCGGGGUUAUCUUGUUCGGGCAGAGUAUGGGGCCGGCUGUGUUCGUCGCUAUUGCACAGGUGAUAUUCACAAAUGAAUUGUCGUCAAGUUUAGAAAAUGCUAUACCGGGUCUGUCGGCUGCUUAUAUCGAACAACAUGGACUUGGUGAUAUUAAGAGCCAAGUUCCUGCGCAACGUUUGGGUGAGGUUCUGAGGGAUAUUGACCGGAGCUUGACGCACACCUGGUACCUCCUGUCGCUUUAG
Molecule: messenger RNA, 510 nt
Organism: Penicillium chermesinum
Lineage: Eukaryota; Fungi; Ascomycota; Eurotiomycetes; Eurotiales; Aspergillaceae
Product: efflux pump antibiotic resistance protein
Exons: 1
Coding region: 1-510 (169 amino acids)
Biological process (GO): transmembrane transport
Molecular function (GO): transmembrane transporter activity
Source: RefSeq, a predicted model, not a curated record